AUAAAGAAGAAUAUUCGUUUGGAGUCCCAGUUGCUACUGUUAUGAGAAAAAAUAUAACCGUAAUGACUGCGUCAGGCUUAAGAUUGGACGAAAUUGAUCAAAUCUUGUUAGAAACGAAUUUCCAAGGAUUUCCAGUUGUACAAGAUAAAAAGAGCAUGAUGUUAUUGGGAUAUAUCGGUCGUGUAGAAUUAAAAUAUGCUAUAGAUAAAGCAAAAAGAGUCCGAGGAGUUUCCAAUAAUGCACAUUGUUUUUUCAACCCUGACGACACUAAUCUUGAUAGCAAUGGGGGUGGUGAAGGAUCAUCAAAUUUCAUUGAUUUUGCGCCUCUUAUUGAUCAGUUCAUCCACGAUUACCACUCGAAACUUCCACGUGUCAUUCUAAUAGAACAUGUUGGUAGGUUAGUUGGCCUUGUAACUGUGAAAGAUGUUUUAAAAUAUAUUGCGCAAAGGGAUGCUAAAGUACAGAACGAAGAUACUAGAGAUACUGAAAACGCUGAUAAUACAGAUUCUAACGGUUUUAUUUAUGGAAACAGAAGGAGUUUACGGAGGAAACGUAGUAUGAUUUCAUUAUCAGAAUUGGGAAAAAGGAACGAGCGUAAUUCAUAG
Racocetra persica is the source of this 605-nucleotide messenger RNA. The record is from the annotation of a GenBank genome assembly. NCBI's taxonomy places the organism in Eukaryota, Fungi, Glomeromycota, Glomeromycetes, Diversisporales, Gigasporaceae.